This is a messenger RNA of Acytostelium subglobosum LB1, 1566 nucleotides long. RefSeq lists its product as hypothetical. The transcript has a single exon. NCBI's taxonomy places the organism in Eukaryota, Evosea, Eumycetozoa, Acytosteliales, Acytosteliaceae. The record is from RefSeq and is a predicted model, not a curated record. The annotation marks the transcript as partial.
UCUCGGUUAGUCGGAUAUCCGAACUCGGUCUCAAACACUGACGCUGACGACACAGCUCUAAUCUGCAGCAACACCUCAGACCUCAACAGAUCAAUCAGCCACGUCAACAACUUCUGCCUCGCAACAGCUGCCAAGCUCAACGCCUCCAAGUGCUCAUACUUCUCAUUCUUUGACAGCAUCCUCCCACCUUCACUCAACUUCCACAAGAUCCAACAAGACCAACUUGAAACAUACCUCGGCUAUCAAUUCUCACUCACUGGCAUCUCCAACAACCUUCACGCCACUAUCGACAAACUCACCUCCUCAUUCCUUCUCUGGAAACAGAGAGGAUCAACAAUCAAAGCAAACACCAACAUCGUCAAAUCAUACCUCCUCUCCAAACUCACCUACCUUCAAUAUCUCAACUCCAUAGACUCAGACGACAUCAGAAAGCUCAACAACAUGAUCAACUGGUUCAUCUUCUCGUAYCGAGACUUCACCCCCAAUCACUACUUCCAACCCAAGAUGAAACCACUCAGACGUCUUCUACCAAUGAAGUUUGGAGGCCUCGGCCUUCCCGACAUUGGACCCAGAGACACCGCCCAGAAAGCAUACAUCUUCGACCACUUCCUCAACUCUCACAACUCACUCCCAUAUGGCCCUGCAUGGCUUCACAACCUUCAGGAACAGAUCUCUUUCAACCAAGCAACCAACCUCCCAUGGACAGACCCACAAGCCUACGGCCAACUCUCAUCCAUCCAACAACUCACCUUCAAGGCCUGGCUCACCGUCAAUGCCUCAAAGUCCGUCACACAAAUGCCAACACCAAUAUUCAACACCAACCCUCUCCAACUCCACUCCAACGACCUCUCCUUCCUCAAGUUCUUCACACUCAACAACCAACCAAUCUUCACAACCAACUCCAAAAAGAUCACUCUCAAACACUACUACCUCCUCCUCCUCUACAACAACCUCAAGUCAUCUCUCCCUCGAGAUGUGACAACAUUCCAAUACCCUAUCACUCCUUCCCAGUCAGGUAUACAACUGCAAUACAACAUCGACUACACCAAACUAUUCCCAGCUAUCAACAUGGUCAAGCACAAACGUGCACACAACACCAUAUUCAGAUAUUCAGCCAAGCUCCUACCACUCAUCAAACCUCCACCCGCAUGCCCAGCCUGCGGCGUCCGUAACAUCCUCACAUCGUCUCACAUCUUCUUUGACUGCCCCGUCCUUGUCAAUCGCAACGCUGAUGGACUCCAAUUCGCUGCCACCACCUUGAGCAUCAACAUGCCUCAAUGGUCUCCAUCCAUCCUCGCCCAAUACGACUGCAGACACUCAAUCCUGCGCAUCAACCUCGUCGCAAUCACCAUGCAUCAGAUAUGGCUCGACUUCUGCCACUGGAAACACCAAAGUAACCAAAGGCACUCCUCUCUUCAUACAAUCAACAUCAUCACCCAAGACAUCAUUCGGACAGAAAGUACCAUUCUCCACAGCAAACUCCAACUUCAAGUUGCUAAACUCAGAUCACAAUCAGCUCCAACUGAACAAAUAUCGUCCCUCCUCACCAAAGCAACUAUCAAACAC